AGCACACGAAGCUCUUGCAUAUGAUGAAUUCACGGAUGCUGUUUUAUUUUCAACGCUUUAGUAUGUCCGGUUCCCGUCACAGUAUUGCUGUUGCUGCUGAAGUUACCAUUAGCAACUGGGCAGCGCCCGGCUCGACACCUUCCGACGUCGCUGAUGUUGUGCUGCCAAAUACAGCUAAAAUCAACAGCACAGGCCUUGAAAAGCUAGUGGAUGAUUUGCUGUUGAGAUGCUGGAGUGACUGGCGAUGGUUCACACAUAGGGUCCCACUGAGCAGCUCUACCAUGCUGCCGGGAGUCGGUGUGUUUGGCACGGGGAGUACGGCCCGAGUGCUGGUCCCACUGCUAAAAGCUGAAGGCUUUGAGGUUCAUGCACUCUGGGGGCGAAGCGAAGAGGAAGCAUGCUGCUUGGCAAAGGAGCUCGGCAUCCCAUUUCACACCAGCCGAUCUGACGACGUCCUGCUGCAUCAAGAUGUUGACCUUGUCUGCAUCUAUAUUCCACCAUCCAUGACAAGGCAGAUAGCAGUCAAGGCACUGGGUAUCGGUAAGAAUGUCGUGUGUGAGAAAGCUGCAACUGCUGUGGAUUCAUUCAAGAUGGUCACUGCAGCCAGAUACUACCCACAGCUGCUCAGCAUUAUGGGUAACACCCUGCGCUUCCUGCCAGCUUUUGUUGCAAUGCGACAACUGCUGGUGGAGGGAUAUGUGGGCGAACUGCAGGUGUGUGAUGUCCGAGUCUAUGGUCCGAGCCUGCUGGACCAGUCGUACGGCUGGACCUGCGAGGAGCUGAUGGGAGGAGGCGGUCUUCACACUGUUGGCUCCGCCAUCAUCGACCUUUUGAGUUACCUGUCUGGCACACGAGCACACCGCGUGCAUGGUUUACUGCGGACCUUCGUGCAGCAAAACGGUUUGAUCCGAGGGAUACGCCGCGUCACCAGCGACGAUUUCUGUUUCUUCCAAAUGUUGAUGGGUGGGACAGGGUCCAGUAGCGUGUGCUGCACUGUGACCCUAAACUUCAAUAUGCCGGGGUCGUUUGUACAUGAGGUUAUGGUAGUUGGAUCCACUGGGAGAUUAAUUGCCAGAGGGACAGAACUGUAUGGGCAACGCAACGGGAGUAAAAGCGAGGAGCUGUUGGUAGGCGACAACGGCUGGGUGGGACCAGAGGUAAAAGAAAUGCCCCUGCCUCUCCUGCAGGGCCUGAGCUCCAUGGUGAAGGCGCUGAGGCAGUCUUUUCAGGCUAAGGAGGAGCGCCGGUGUUGGGCACGGGGACCAGUUGCCACUGCACCAACGUUUGAGGACGGUCUGUACGUGCAGACGGUGGUGGAGGCGGUGAAGCGGUCCAGCAGCAGCGGAGAAUGGGAGUGUGUUGAGAUCAUGAGUCAUGAACCUGAUCCAAACCAGAACCUGUGUGAGGCUCUCAAGAGAAACAAAAACUAGAUCUGUUAAUUCACCCAGUGCGACUACUGCAUGUCUGACAAAACGGAGCUCUGAAUGUUUCAAGUCCGCUGCUUCGACCUUUUAUGUGACACAUGACUACUUGGCUUGUUUUUUUUUAACACACUUGUCACAAUUUGAACUUCUUUUUUUUUUUUUUUUAUUUGACUGUGUUGUGAAUGCUUGAACCCUCACAGAUGUGAUUUGUUUGUACACUAAAUUUGUAAACCACAGCUCUAUUAUUCUGAUUCUCAACAGAAAACAUUAUCAUAGCUGUAAAGCUCAUUUAAACGUGUUAAAAGCUCCCUGUGUCCCACCGACAGUCACCUUACGCUGCCUUGAUUAUCAUUCUUAGCUUGAAGUUGUGGAGUCAUGAUUUCAGAUUUUCGGCUAAAAAAGGAUCUAGACCUAUAUUAGUUGUUAGCCAAUAGUAGAUUUUAAUUUUAAAAAAUGGUUUUAGGUUGUUGGGUGGUUUUUUUUUGUUUUCAACUUAUGAGCAGUUUCUUUAGAUUUAUUAAUAUAGAAAGAAAACAAUUAUGAAGUCUGAAUAAGUGCAUUACCCCAGAACAUCCCUUUUUUUUCUGGUUAUUGUUUUUAAUUUUUUGUUGUUGUUGUUUUUUCUUUUAAAGUUUGGGUAUCACCAGAGAGUUUGAGCUCAGUCUAAUAUUUCCAUGACCACCGGCUGGCUCGCUGGCUAAUAAACCAUGCACCAGCAGGAACAGUUCAUUGAACCCUGCAAGAAGUCAGUGGUUUCAGGGCAGAUUGAAAAGAGUGUCUCAGUCAUAUCUGAGAUUGUUUUGGCCUGCUGAUAACGUGAGAGGGGUUAAUGGGUACAGUAUGCCUAUUUUAUCUGAAUUAAUAGUCUCAGCUUGUAUAUCCACCCUUUUUUGAUGGUACAGCAGAGUUUUAGGAUAGUUAUUUUGUUGAGCCUUCAGCUCUGGGUCAAGGAUCCUUUCCCCCACUUUGCAAAUCCAGGUCUGUAAGUUUCAGAUUAUUGGUUGCAGUUCACCAGCUGACGCCUGUAGCUACAGAAAGAUUUGUUCAAGCACCAUUUUUCAGGUGAUUAAUGAUGCUGUGUAUUACUAUAGGGAAACUGGAACACCAUGUGAUUCUCUACUGUAGAUAAAAUUUAGACUUUAAUAUGUUUGAAUGGAAAUAUAUUGGUGUUAAUGUACACUAACAGCACCUUUCUGUAAAAGAGGGAGUGUUUACCUCAGCCAUGACUGUGACCGUCACAGCAGCCGCGUGAUUUGACUAACAAAUGACCCGUUGUGAUUCUGAUAGAACUCAAAUUAGAGUAAGUAUAAUGGAGCUGUGUUCAGUUUACUUUCUAUUUUAUUUUUCACCAUGUAAUAAGUAUAUUUUAGACAUUUGAAAAAAAAGAGGUUUAAUAAUGUGUUUGUUACAAAAUGGCCAUGACUUACAUGAUACCAGGGAUUGAGUAAAAUAAGCUAUGUAGAGAAUAAAGUAACAGUCUGUAGCAAUGCCCCUGAAUUCCCCACUGUAAAUGUAUACUGAACUAUUACUCCUGUAAGCUGGAAAAGAGGAUGUAGAAAGUGUACGGUUGCCUGCUGCACAGACAGAGCAGCAGUCACAGUUUUACCAAAGUACAUUAUAAAAAUUCAAAAUAAAAGCUCUACUCUAGGAUGGAUGACUCAGCCAUGUCCUGUUACAUAACUGAAUUAUGCCUCAGGGAGUUUUUAGUGCAUACGCUUAGCACCUGUUUUUCCAUUUUGGACUGAUAGUAUUCCAUAAGGAUGUAGACCUUAUGGAAUACUAUCACCAUGUUAAAUUGGUAUUUCCAGUUUAUUUUGAUGUGUAUUUUCAUAGACAGUAUAACAGAUGAACGAAGCUUUCAAGUCUAAAAAUUGAAGCCAGCCUAGAAGUGCCAUAAACGGAAUUAUUUUUAAAGGCAAAACCUGCAAUACUGUGGGGGGAAUGACCAUUGAAUUUGACCUGUGUAAACACUCUCCUGUUGAGUCACUCAUUUUGGGUCACACUAAAUAAAUGAUUACGUCUGUUUUCUAAA
Molecule: messenger RNA, 3456 nt
Organism: Maylandia zebra (zebra mbuna)
Lineage: Eukaryota; Metazoa; Chordata; Actinopteri; Cichliformes; Cichlidae
Gene: gfod2
Product: glucose-fructose oxidoreductase domain containing 2
Molecular function (GO): nucleotide binding
Source: RefSeq, a predicted model, not a curated record